CAGAAAGUGCAGCACCCGCAACUGGAGCGACGAACGCAGAUUUGCACCGUGACUAUUUUAUCAUCACUCAUUCAUGCCCGCAUCACUGACAGCUUUACGGUCGAAAGCUCAACGAGGGGGCAAACUUCAGGCUGAAUGCGCAGGCAACUUAAACUAGCUAUGGCACUAGUUUAAUACAGGAAGAAGAGCGGAAAAUAUAACACUUUGAAUGCAUUUCUCGGAUAAACUUAUCUUUUUAUCCGUUUUUUAUGAAAAUAUAAAUCAUGAAGAUCAAUUAUAAGCAACUGCCUGUAAAGGCUCAUUAUUUCUUCUUCAUGGCAGCCAUGGGUCCUAUUUUGCCGUUUUUACCAGUUUACGGCAAGCAACUAGGCGUGUCACCUCUAAUUAUGGGUUCUAUCACCGCAGUUCUGCCUAUUUUAUUCUUAAUUGCUAAACCAGCAUUUGGUUUCGUCGUAGAUUAUUUCCACUCUCAAAGAAAACUAAUCUUCAUACUCUUGCUCGCCGUAACAAGUGGAUGUUACAUUUUGAUGUAUUUUUUACCAGUAUUGCCGGGUCUUAUGCCGCAUCAUUUUCAACACGUUUCCUGUGCAUCUUUAUUGCCUUGUGAACAGCAUACAGUAAUGGCGUCGUCUAAUAGUACAAAGGCUACUACGUGUCACUGGACGUGUCAGAAUAAUUUUUCUACGCAAUUAUCUUUCUAUCCAGCUGAAAAGGUAGCAGACAUCUCACCGAAUAGCACAUGCUUAUUAAAUAUCAACAAUGCGUCAUACUGUCAAGAAAACAUUUAUUGCGACAUUGUUACCUGUGAUGCUUUUGAGGAUAAUAAUCAUUACCUAUAUACGUCCGUUACUUUCUGGGGUUUUGUCCUCUUGAUGUCUCUUGGUAACAUUGGCUUUAACGUCUCGAACUGCAUAAGUGACGCAAUCUGCUUCGAUGUAUUAGGUGAAGGUGGACAGAUGGGGUACGGUCGACAACGAGUAUGGGGUACAAUCGGUUUUGGUGUCGCGGCAUUCCUAGCCGGUUACACGAUGGAUCUGUGGUCACACGGAGAAACCUACAAAUCCUAUACACCAGCAUUUAUUCUUGUCCUCGCAUUCACCUGUAUUGACCUAAUCUGCUGCAGAAAACUGGAGCUACCUCUUAUGUCAAGUUCGAGGACCAUACUAAAAGACGUUUACGCGCUUUUGAAACUGAAACCCAUCAUUAUAUUUUUGUGCUUCGCCACGCUUGCUGGUAUCUUUGACAGCUUUAUGAUUUAUUUUCUCUUUUGGUACCUAGAAGAUCUUGCUGCAGCAACUGGUUAUAUGAGUGAAAUUAAAUUAAUAGAAGGUCUAACGGUAGCCGCGGAGACUCUCGGUGGCGAGAUAAUAUUCUUUUCUCUAUCUGGCAAAAUAUUGAAGAAGUUUGGAUACGGUUACACUUUUACAUUUUGCUUCGUAUGCUACGCACUGCGGCUAGCAUUAAUAUCUCUAGCACCAACGCCAUGGUGGGUACUUCCGAUAGAAUUUUUAAUGCAAGGGCCGACGUACGCGCUCUGUUAUACGACGAUAGUGGCGUACGCAAGUGCGGUAUCGCCACCCGGUACUUCGGCUACUGUUCAAGGAAUUGUCGCAGGAAUGGACGACGGUUUUGGAUUUGCGGUCGGUAGCUUGAUAGGAGGUAUCUUGUACAAGAAACUCGGUGGUGCACUGACUCUGAGAAUACUUUCGGUACUCGCAGCAUUCUCUGCGUUAAUGUAUUUUAUUUUACAUACUUUGUACUUAAAACAUGUGACGCCGGGUAAGAAAUCAAAUACUAUAGUCACCGAAAUGUGUCGAAUUCUCAGUUUCUCAGGAUACUGGGAAAAUUUUAAAGCAUUUUCUGUUGCAGAUACACGAAGUAACGUUGAAUGGAGAAAGCCUGAUGAUGCGCAGAAGCAUUGUGCAACAGCAGAAGCAUAAUACACAUUUUGUGUACAGUGUCUUCUUUUUAUGAGUAAUAAGGAAAGACUAAAGUAUAUUUUUAUAAUAUAUAUGUCUAUAUGCAGUUGAUAUUUCAAAUACAGCUCUUUCUAUUCCUUUUUUUUCUCUCAAAUAAGAAGAAGGAAAAAAGUAUUUUCAAGUAUUUGGAACUAUUAACUAUUAACUAGGCUGCAAUUAUAAUACAUUCUUAUAUUACAUUCUGUAAGCUCUUAAAUAUAAUGUAAAAAAGAAAAUA
This is a messenger RNA of Ooceraea biroi (clonal raider ant), 2196 nucleotides long. RefSeq names its product major facilitator superfamily domain-containing protein 6. Gene Ontology annotation, cellular component: membrane. The record is from RefSeq and is a predicted model, not a curated record. Gene Ontology annotation, molecular function: transmembrane transporter activity. NCBI's taxonomy places the organism in Eukaryota, Metazoa, Arthropoda, Insecta, Hymenoptera, Formicidae.